Messenger RNA from Diabrotica balteata, 249 nucleotides. Lineage: Eukaryota; Metazoa; Arthropoda; Insecta; Coleoptera; Chrysomelidae. The record is from the annotation of a GenBank genome assembly.
AUGAAAGACGAAGCGCUAGAAGCCUUAGGACCACAGGUAUGGAGACUAGAUACACCAUAUUGGCGGGAUAAAGAAGUGGAAGAAAAGAUAAAAAGAAAGAAGAAAGUAAAUCAAAAGUUAUUACAACAUGGAGACGAACAAACAAAACAACAAUAUAAAAACUUGAAUAAAGAAGUCAAACAAGAAGUGGUUAAAAAGAACAAUAGUCCAUGGGAACAAAAAUACCAAUACAACCAGACAACCAUAUAG